CAUGUCUUCCAACUAUCAAUAUCCUCCUCCUCCCCAAGGCCAAUACUACGCUCCUCCCCAAGGCGGUGAAUACGGUGCUCCUCCUCCAGGCGCUUAUGGUGCUCCUCCUCCAGGUGCCUAUGGUGCUCCCCAGGGCGGAUACCAGCCAGCACCCCCUCCUCAGACCGUCUAUAUUCAGCAGCAGCCACAGAAGCAGGACGAUUCCAGUUGUUGUUGGGGAUGUCUUGCCGGUCUCUGUAUCUGCUGUGCCCUGGAAGAAAUGUGUUAAAAAGUAAUAGUAAUAAUAAUAGUAUAUACAAAAACAAACAUAAAUACCUAUCUGUACAAGGGACAUACACCUUUUCUUUAAAAAUAGAAGGAAGGAAGGAAGGAAGAGAGGGAAGAAGAAAAGACAAGUACAAAGCUAGAAUGAAUUGUAGUGUAAAUUGAAUUUCUUCAUUGAGCUUUUUGUACUUGUUCAUUUUGUUUAAUCAAAAAAUCAAAAAUAUGAAAGUUGACUUUCUAAACC
Messenger RNA from Phycomyces blakesleeanus NRRL 1555(-), 508 nucleotides. RefSeq lists its product as hypothetical. The annotation marks the transcript as partial. The record is from RefSeq and is a predicted model, not a curated record. Lineage: Eukaryota; Fungi; Mucoromycota; Mucoromycetes; Mucorales; Phycomycetaceae. The transcript has 3 exons.